Molecule: messenger RNA, 843 nt
Organism: Neohortaea acidophila
Lineage: Eukaryota; Fungi; Ascomycota; Dothideomycetes; Mycosphaerellales; Teratosphaeriaceae
Exons: 4
Coding region: 30-767 (245 amino acids)
Biological process (GO): proton motive force-driven ATP synthesis
Molecular function (GO): proton transmembrane transporter activity
Source: RefSeq, a predicted model, not a curated record
ACCCCGAUGACACGAAGCAGCAACACAUAAUGGCCUCGCGACUCUCUAGGGCCGCAUUGGGCGCCGCCCGCCUCCGUCCCACCCUCCCUCUCCGAACCACCGCCCCAUUGGCCACCUCCUUCACCACCUCCUCCCCCCGCUUCGAGUCCGGCGUGCCCCAGAAAGAGCCCAAGGAUGCCGCGUCGUCGAUCCUCAACGCCCUCCCGGGCAACAGCAUCGCCUCCAAGACGGCCAUCCUGUCCGCGGGCGCCGGCCUGUCCAUUGCGGCCAUCAGCAACGAGCUCUACGUCGUCAACGAGGAGAGCAUCGUCUUCCUCUCCCUCCUGACCAUCUACUGGGGUGUCUACACCUACGCUGGCCCCAUGUACCGGGAGUGGGCCGAGGGCUACCAUGACAAGGUCAAGGGCAUCCUGAACACGGCGCGCGACGAGCACACCAAUGCCGUCAAGUCGCGCAUCAACAGCGUCAAAGACUUGGGCGGCGUCAUUGACAUUACCAAGGACUUGUUUGCCGUGUCCAAGGAAACCGCCCAGCUCGAGGCUCAGGCCUAUGAACUCCAGCAAAAGGUCGACCUUGCACACGAGGCAAAGGCAGUGCUGGACUCGUGGGCGCGCUAUGAGGGUCAAGUCAAGGCUCGGCAGCAGAGGGAGUUGGCCGAGGCGGUGAUUGCGAAGAUUGACAAGGAGUUGGAUAACCCGAAGGUGCUCGACCAGAUUCUCAAACAGGCCGUCGCCGAUGUCGAGAAAAUCGUGCAACAGAAGCAAUAGAAAUGAGAGUCACGUGAUCUGAGUGCGGGUAAAUGGAAGGUGGUCUGGAACAGACACUGUACCGUGUACAUAGCAU